AGCUGGCAAAGAAAUAACUUUUUUUUUGUAGUUUUGGAAUAGUGGUUGUUUUUGUUGUGUUAUUGAAAGAUAAAAUUAGACAUUACCCUCUGAUAUUUGGCUUUAGGUUGCUGACGGUUAGUUUACUGAAUUGAUCUGGGGUUUAAAUUACCAGGUUUAUGUUUAUAAACUGAUUUUGAUAACUAACUUCCUCCCAAGAAAAUAAACCGAUUUCACCUCAAGCGUAGGCGUCUUGUAUGGAGUCCUGGCUUCUGCACCACCGUUUUGAAUAAAACAGUUCUAAUGUAUACGUUUUACGUUUUUACUCCAGUCCAGGAACCCCUUCAUUAUUGGAAUAAGUAAAUUACAGGUUAUGCACUGAUGUAUCUCUGCGUAAAAUAAGUGAGCACAAGACUUCCUCGACCUGAUUGCGGUGCAUUAAUAAAGGCGAGCAUCGGAGAGGUUGUCGAUAUUGAUGUGUCCGUUCCGCAGCGAUGAACAGAAAAAGGACAUUGAUAUCGGACACCUUCAGAGCUAAGAAGAGGAGAUCCGAGACAGAGCGUGGACUACAAGAAAAUGGCAAAACGUCAAUAUCCCAAGCUGCAGAGGGACCUCUGGACAUUAUGGCAGCCCUGGAGAACUUGAUGUCUCUGUUUCCUCGAAAGCUGUUUAAUGACACCCUGCCGCCCAUAGUGAUGAAACACCAGCUCUACAGUAUUCAUAGAGACAGGACACUUGUGGACCGGCAGCUGAGUGAACUGAAGGACCAGGGGAAACUGCUGAUGUUCCAGCUCGGCUUCGACUCGGACACGGCUGCGGUGGUCUUUGCGGACGAAUACAAAGCCAAAGUGCUUGCGGGAGAAGCCGGGAGGGAGACGUCUGGGACCGUGGAGAGGUUCCUCGAGAACGUGCUGCCCGUGUGCUCUGACCUGAGUUUCAACAAAGAGAAGAUGCUCAAGGAGUUCCUCUUCACAGACCAGGAGAUCACACAACUUGUGAAGGCUGGAGUCCUGACGGUCCGAGACGCAGGAAGCUGGUGGCUGUCCAUCCCCAACACUGGCCGCUUCACCAAGUAUUUCCUUCAAGGUCGCAAAGCUGUGCUUGGCAUGAUUAAAAAAUCCAGGUACGGCGAAGUCCUGCAGUCCAGCCUGGAGAACAGGAAGGUCACCUCCCAGGUGAAGUUUGGGAUUCAGUACCACAUCCAUGACAUCAUCGGCGCAGAGCUGGUGGAAUGCAUACCUACUACAUCAGGAACGUUGCUCCGGUUUGCAGACACGUGAAAACCACGUUCCCUUAAUGGAGACACAAACGCAUCCUGUUUCACAUCCAUCUGGGAAGAGGCAGAGGACAUGGUUGUCUGUUUGAAUUAAUUUGGUACUGCACAGAGUUAAUUAUGUAACCUUAUGUGUAUGUCUUAUCUAAAUUUGAUUAUGAUUUAAAUGCUGCUUAAAUUAAAGUGAUGUACUGUAUGCUUC
Molecule: messenger RNA, 1454 nt
Organism: Lepisosteus oculatus (spotted gar)
Lineage: Eukaryota; Metazoa; Chordata; Actinopteri; Semionotiformes; Lepisosteidae
Product: inactive serine/threonine-protein kinase 19
Biological process (GO): positive regulation of Ras protein signal transduction; protein phosphorylation
Molecular function (GO): protein serine/threonine kinase activity
Source: RefSeq, a predicted model, not a curated record